CACCGACCACCCGGAAGUCGCGCACCCUCAUUCUACCGGUUCCUUCAAGUUGCAGCAGCCUCGCAUCUCAUGGUCGCUGUGAGUCCGGGGCGCACGAGAGAUGAUGCUGCUGGUGUUUGGAGCCCUCCUCCUGCUCUUCUGUACUCUGGAUGUAUGGUACUUCCUGCGCGGGGUCAAGGUCUUUAUCCAGGCAUGGUUCCAGCCCAGAAUAUGGGACAUUCUAGCAGAGCAAAGCAUCGAUGGCAUGGUCCUGCCGCAUGACCUGGACUACAUGGGCCACAUGAACAACUCUCGAUACCUGAGGGAGUGCGACUUUGCUCGCUUUCACCAUUACAUGCGAAACGGGCUGUUCAUGGCCUCGUGCAGGAUGGGGGCCAAAAUGGUGGUAGGGGCUUCCACCAUCCGGUACCGGCGCUCCUUGGCCUUCCGCGAGGCUUUUGAGAUUCGGACCAAAGUAUUGGGAUGGGACGAGAAGGCCUUUUACUUGGAGCAGCGCUUCGUGUCCAAGAAAGACGGCUUUGUGUCUGCAGUGAUGCUCUGCAGGCAGAAUGUGGUGCGCUGCAGCCCGGAGAGCGUUAUAGAAUUUGUAUGCAAAAGGAAGAUCGAGUGUCCCAAGUUUCCAGAGGACCUCCAACACUGGAUCAGCUUCAUUACAGCCAGCAGCCAGGCCCUGAGAGCAGAGAGCGGACUGGAGGAGAAGAACAAGUGAAGCCACACCAUGACACCAUCACGCAUCAUGAGUGUAGACGCGCAUAUCAUUUGCAUUGCACGCACACAUAAACCGUUAACAUCCAUACACACAUGCACACACACAGUUAAACAUCAUAGACAGUUUUAAUUGACUUAUAAUAUUCCACUGAUUUGUUCUGGGUCAAUCCUACCUGCUGUGUAUUUUUGUAGGAAGUGAACCAAAUAUGAAACUGCUGAACACGCAAAACUUGAACCGUAGGUUUUACAUGUUUUAAAAUGCACGUACGCACUGGGAUCAUAAUUGAAGUUUCUCUCUGAGAAAAGGGAAACAAUAGCUUUAUCCUUGCAGCUUAUUCAGUAGUGGACUGUGAGUAGACUGGCUUUAGAAAUCGUCGUUCUCAUUUAGCAAACUCCUCUAACGUCAGAUAAAGCAUGUAGAGGAAAAGUUCAUCUUCCGCUGACAUAGAUGCAUGUUUUGAAAAAAAAACUGAAUAUAUUUUUUGUGCCUGUUCCUUUCCAUUAGUGGUGGUCUGCAGUUAUGAUUUCAGAGAAUUAUAACUUUUUAUGAAAAGCAUACAGUAUGCGUGAUGAAAUGCUUGAAUAGACAUAAUGUAACAGCAACUAGUUUUAAUCUCCCCAUCAGCACUUUGCACAGGAUAAUACAAGUGAGUAAACAAACUGUGUCUUUCCGUGUCAAAUCGUCACACCUUUGGGCCGAUCACAGAAACGUAUGGAUCUUUUUCAGAUCUAAAUUAAGAAAGAUAAGAGCUAACGGAUUCCAAACUUUUUGCAUUCGCACCAGCAUCAUGAAUUUGAAUGUCGGGGGUUACAGACACUUGGACGACACCACAGAAAAGUGUUUGUGGAAUCGAACAGUUCACCCAACCCUCGAUCGGCCUAGUGGUGAGUAGACAGAGUGAAUUUUCAUCUUUGAGGGAACUUUCCUAGAUCCUAGGUUUGGUUCUCAUAUCGUUUCAUGGCUCUUUUCCAGCUCCAUAUUUAUCUUAACAAGUCCAUAAUAUAGAAACUCACAGUAUUAUGAGUAAUUAUAACAAUUCAAAUGUAUAAAGUCAUCAAGACAUCCGGAAAGUUUGAGUUUUGAGUCGUUGCAAAGAUAUCGAUAUCUAAAGUUGCAUCCCAUUACCAGCUCCUCACAAUGUGUUGGGACAGCAGUUAGUGAUCCGUGCAUGCUCGGGCACAUGUGUGAUGAAGCAGCCCCGAAGUGUGAUGAUUUGACACAGAAUGACUUGAGAGGGAAUCUUGUUCUAUUUUAUUUUUGAGGGAUCCUUUUACCAGUUCACUUUUGUUCCUUGACCAGAUUUGUAAUCCAUGCAUAUAAGGCGGGGGAUUCUUGAAUUUUGUGUUCUGCUUGAUUUUUGGAGAACGUGUGUGAUCCAGAUUGACAGGCGUGACAAACAAUUGUUGAUAUGGUAACGAGGUUGCUGCCAACUUUUCCAAACUUGCGACGCACAAGAAACCCAGAAUGUUUGGAUGAUGCUUGGUUUUUAUUGAGGCAGCCUUAUGACAAUCUGGAACCUUUUCCUUUAAUGUUUAAGUUUGUGACCAAAGUAAUGUAUUGUUCUGUAUGAAGAGGAAACUGAAUUCAUUUUUAAAGAUGCACUGUCUAACCUUUUAUUUAUGUUGCCCAUGCACAAUACUCAUAUUUAAUUCCUUUCAAUUUGAAGAAAAGUGUUGUCCUUUUUGUUUUCCACUCGUCAUUAUUUAUGAUUUACUGAAAUGGAUACACUGUACCAGAAUACAUUUAUUGUGUUUGUCAAUUAUAUAAUAGCAUUUUUAAUAAAAAAUGCAUUGGAAACCA
This is a messenger RNA of Pleuronectes platessa (European plaice), 2509 nucleotides long. Its product is annotated as protein THEM6. The transcript is spliced from 3 exons. NCBI's taxonomy places the organism in Eukaryota, Metazoa, Chordata, Actinopteri, Pleuronectiformes, Pleuronectidae. Bases 101 to 709 code for a protein of 202 amino acids. The record is from RefSeq and is a predicted model, not a curated record.